This is a messenger RNA of Penaeus monodon (black tiger shrimp), 2590 nucleotides long. RefSeq names its product TBC1 domain family member 23-like (gene TBC1D23). Gene Ontology annotation, cellular component: trans-Golgi network. Gene Ontology annotation, biological process: retrograde transport, endosome to Golgi. The record is from RefSeq and is a predicted model, not a curated record. The transcript is spliced from 15 exons. NCBI's taxonomy places the organism in Eukaryota, Metazoa, Arthropoda, Malacostraca, Decapoda, Penaeidae. Bases 30 to 2102 code for a protein of 690 amino acids.
AAGGAGUUGGCAACAGUGUGAGAUCAGUCAUGUCUCUAGAUGAUGAAGACAGUACCUGGCUACUGGCCUUAGAAUCGGCACUACACGAAGGUGCUGAUGACCAUGAACUCAUAGGUAUCACAAGAGGUCGGAUUUUACCAGAGGAACAUCGAGCUGAGAUCUGGUAUAUAUGUUUGGGGGGAGGCAAUAAAUUCAGCAACUUUGCACAAUUUGAUGAAAUAUUUGAUUUACAAGACCAGAGUGUUGUUAGAGCAGACGUCAAAUCGCUUGUGGACAAAUUAGGAAAUGAGGAAGAAGACAAGGUAUCCAUUGUGUGCGAUGUGGAGUCUAUAUUUACGCACUACUGCAAAACACGACACUUGAAAUAUGACACAUCUCAACUCUGGGGUGACAUUGUGUUGCCACUCCUGGCUGCAAAGAUGCCCAGAGAUCACAUCUAUGUGUGCUUUGAGGAAAUUUUAGAAAAAUAUAUACCAAGGGAAUCCGGCCUGGGGAGCUCUGUAUACCACUUACUGCGGUUGAUACUCCUUUACCAUGACCCAGAGCUGUCCACAUUCCUUGACUCGCGCAAGAUCACCCCAGACCUCUAUGCCACCUCAUGGAUGCGGAGUCUGUUCUCCUCGGUGUGUAGUCUGGAUGCCACAAUGGCGGUAUGGGACAUCUACUUCCAGGAGAGAGACCCGUUCUUCAUCCUUUUCCUUGCUCUAGUCAUUUUAGUCAACGCGAGGGACCAGGUAUUGGAAAUGAAAAGUGAGACCCGUGAUCAGAUAAUAACCAUGUUGAGUGGCAUCCCUGCUGGACUCAGUACUGACGAUGUGUCAGACUUUUGCUCCUUGGCCAGAUAUUACAUCAUUAAGACUCCGCACACCUUCAGAAAAGAUUUCACAACAGCAAUAUUUGGUUCUGUGUACAUGGGCCAUGGGGAAGUGUGCAAUAGAGUGGGUGAUCUCCCCCUCUCACAGGCGCUUUGCUUGCCUGUCAGUGCAGAAGAGAUCAUUGACACUUGCGACAUGUUGCAAGUUGCUGGUGACGACAUUGAACAGGUGCGGUUCUUCUUGGUGGACUGCCGGCCUUCAGAUCAAUAUAAUGCUGGUCAUCUUCCAAACGCCUUUCACCUUGACUCUAGCCUGAUGCUCCAGCACCCAGCUUCCUUCCAAACUGCCGUCCAGGGCCUCUUUAUGGCCCAGCGUCAGGCCGUUGCCUCGGAGACCCCUGGCUGCGGCCAACACCUAUGCUUCAUUGGCUCAGGGCGUGAGCAGGAGGACCAGUAUGUGCAUAUGGUUGUGGCUUCCUUCCUACAGCGCAAUAGCCAGUAUGUCAGCCUGGCCAAGGGAGGAUACCAUGCCAUCCAUGACUUGCUUGUUCACAACAUCAACGAGAGCCUAGCAGACCACGAUUCCAAACGGUGCUUGGUCUGUGCCCCAGAUAGCCAGUCCCACUCCUCAGAGCCUGCCGAUCAAGAAGACUUCACCAUUACCACCAAACCCCAGCCGUCACUCAUGAACAAGUUUUCGUCUCUGUCGUCAGUCUUCAAGAUGAGGUCUGCGGAGAUGAAGGAGAAGUUAGUUGAAUAUAUCACAAACCCCAAUGGCGAUGGAACGACUGUGGACAGGCAUGUGAGCGCGCAGGAUCGGGGAAAAUUGUACCGCAACCAAGGAGAUGUCUUUAGCAUUGAAGAUGAUGAUGAUGGAGGCGGUGGUGCUGAUGGUAGAGAAAAUGACCGCUUGGAAGUAGUGAAAGUAUCUCAGUGGCUGAAGAAGCCUGAUGUCAUAACAUCAUUUGCAUGUCAUCAAGUCAAAGAAAAUGGUUACAUGUACAAAUGUCACCUCCUGCUUACGGAUACACUCCUGUUUGUCAUCCGGGAAUCCGAAACCAAGUCAGGAGAGGGUCACGUCACAGCACGGAGAACUUUGGCCUCCAUUGUAAAAAUAACGUCCAAGAAAAGACACCCUGAUCUCAUCACUUUUAAGUAUGGCACUACUUCACCUGAUGGAGAGGUCACUGUGUCAGAUAUGGACAGGUUUCUCAUCCCAAAGGCAAGCGAAGCAACCAAGAUCAUCAAGGAACAGAUCAUGAAACAGAUGGAUGCAGCAAAGUCGUAGUAUGCCGUAGCAGAAGCAACAACAACAAUGGCAGUAAGCACUGUCUGUUGCUCAUAGUUGGGCCACUUCCCAGUUCUCUACUGUGUGUCUGCUUGUCUGCCUAUUCCUGUCUGUGUGGCAGUUGGGGCACCCAGUAGGUCCUCUAUGUUGAGGGGUAAAUGAUAGCAGAUGUUGAAAGAGGUUCUUUUGUGUAGGUGUAAAUAGUUUUUGCUGAUAUUUUUUUUUAGAACACUUUAACUUGCCCCUUUCCCGAUCCCCAUCCCCAGCCUUUUUUUUUUAUUAGCUAUGGAAAUAACUUGAACAUAUUGUUUAAGGGUAAAAGAUGAUAGAGAAUAAAGAGAAAGACAGUAAAAUUAGUUAGGUAUUGCAUAGUUAUUGUAUUUCCUUUUUUCUGGUUAGUUUGUAAAUGUUUUGUGCUUGAAUAACUAUGGGUGAAUUGUAAGCCAAGGAAAGCCAUGUUCUGUUCGUCACAGGAGAGGAGAGGGUGA